AUGGCGUGCAAGAUCGCACGCGCGGAGGGGAAGCCGCGGCCUACUAUGCCCGAGUCCACGAGUAAGGAGGAGGAGGAUGCCUCGGAUGCCGAGGCCCACCUCCCGGGUGAGGACGAGGCGGGGACAGGUGCGGAUUCCCCGCCAGUAUAUCAAGAGGCUGGUGACGAGGACGCGCCAGUGGCGCCGCGUGAGGCGAGGCCCGCACCGGGGCUAUUGGCGGACUCGUCCCUCGCGGGGGCGGAGCGGAGGUCGCCCACGCCAGCGGCAGAACGACGGUCGCCCACGCCGGCAGCGGGCGGCAGAUCAUCUACGCCCACAACAGAGCGGAGGUCGCCCCUGCCAGCGACGGGCGAGGGGGUCCCCACGCCCACGAUGUCGACGGGCGGCGAUGGGUCCGCGGCGAGCGCGGGAACGCCCGCGCAGACGGCCUCGAGGUCUCAGGCUGAUCCGGGGGCCGUUGACAAGGACGCAGCCCCGCUCGCUCCGACCAAAGCCCUCAAGACCGGGGCGCGCGCCACGCCGCACUCAGCGCCGCAGCCUCCGCCCGUUGUGGCGACGGAAAGCGUGAUCCCGGUGGUGCAGCUGCCAGACAGCAGCGAGGAGUUCGGGGAUUCGAGAGACAUCGACCCCGCUGCUGCGGCGAGCGCCGCCGACAAGAUCACUGAAUUCACGUCGGACUGCGCGGAGAUGCUCGACGAGGGGACAUCCGAGGGGCCCCAGCACGGGGCAAUCAUCCAGUCCGGGGUCCCCCCGGAGUUUCUCCACGACGAGCGGAAGGAGGAGUCGGUCUGGCAGGCGCAGAUCGAGGCAGGUUCUCAGAUCUUGAACCACCUCGAUCGCGCCCUGGAGCUCCAUUAG
Molecule: messenger RNA, 858 nt
Organism: Panicum virgatum (switchgrass)
Lineage: Eukaryota; Viridiplantae; Streptophyta; Magnoliopsida; Poales; Poaceae
Product: mucin-1-like
Exons: 3
Coding region: 1-858 (285 amino acids)
Source: RefSeq, a predicted model, not a curated record